AGACUAUUGUUUUUACGUUAAAUGAAAGUUAUAACAGAAUAAAUGGUUAGUUAGGAUUUUUUAUGGGUUUUUUAUGGUUAUGUAGAAUUUUGAGGUGGCUGACGAGGCUGACGGGGACGGCCUGCGCCCAGUAGUACACGAGUCGCGGGAACGCGUCGACGUCUGACGAAAAACAGACGUCAAAGAGAAAAUAAUUUUCCAAAAUAUACGUUUUUCAAUCCAGAACAUAAUGAUAUAGUGCUAAAACAUCAAAGUGUUUUUCAUAAUAUUGUUUUCUUUAGCGUGUUUUGUUUUAAAUGCCUCAAUAAAGCUUUCCUAGUCACAACAGAUAUGUAAAUAAAUAAUAACAAUCCAAACUAACGUUGAAAGACUGAAAUGAGAUGUAAGAUGAUAUGACACAAGCGAGCUGAGACAGCGCUAUGGUCGCCCGUAGCGCUCCCACACCAUGACAGACGAAGAAAUUGUACCCCCAACCUUCGCUGAGAAACUUCUAUUUUACACUACAGCCACUUUCGUUCUACUUGGGACGUUCAGCCUUUUUGCGUUCCUCUUCCUUGUACCAUUCGUCAUAGAACCAGCCUUCACCACAAUAUUCAUGCAAUUCGAUCCAGUCGCAGCACUAUGCGUUACGACAGGGGUAAAGCAUCUCGUUGGCGCCAGCAACUGCUCCUGGGCAUCCUGCAGGGAAGGUUGCACCAAAGAUCUCUUUGAGUGCACCCAGAUUCGCGUCAACUACAAAUUGGGCAUAUACCCUAAUGUAACGCCUACUGAAGACUUGGAAACUUUAAUUAGAGAAGAACGGGCGCUGAGAAAAGACUACGAUUACGAAAACUACGAGGUUGCGGCUGAUAAAUCGUAUCCAGAAAUGGGGGAGGAAGAUCUACCUGAUGCUAUACCGACGGGACUACAAGGCAACGACUCCGAAUGGUACUUCACUGGUGCUCGACUGUUUCCAAACGUGAAAGGUUGUGGGUACCCACCUAUCCUCAAUUGUACGAUCUUCUACGCAAAGCACAAACCAAUCGGCAACAAUUAUACUUGCUAUUACAGCCGCGUGGACCCAGGAUUGGUAAUCACUGAGCUGGAUAUGUGGCAGAAUACUUUAAACCUGGUGUAUGCCAUGGCAAUACCUAUACCGUCAUUCAUAAUAUCCGUGAUAUAUUUGACGUUUGCUUACUUUAAGAUUUAUAAUACUGAGGAAGAGUCUGAACAAGCGCCAUUGAAGAGCGAUGCUGAGGCGAUGGCUACUGGUGAUGAUGAGAAACCAACAACCCCAGGAUCUGAUACGUUUAGGGAGGAUCUGGCCUGUUUUGGACAUCAGCUGAAGAUGCAACUGGCUAAUGAGAAGCCUAAAGAGGGCUUUGAGUCCAAUAGUCCGCCAAUUUCUAAUUCUGCUUCAUUGUCUGGGAUUCCUGAAGAGGUGGCUUUGGAUACAGAGUGCAUCACGAGAUGA
This is a messenger RNA of Spodoptera littoralis (African cotton leafworm), 1453 nucleotides long. The record is from the annotation of a GenBank genome assembly. NCBI's taxonomy places the organism in Eukaryota, Metazoa, Arthropoda, Insecta, Lepidoptera, Noctuidae.